GUAUUUAUACACGUUUUUUCCGAUUCUUUUCCGAUUUCCCAAAUUAGAUCGGUACUUCCGUAGAUCCAAAUCAUUAGGUCUAUCUCCUCUCCCAUUCCUCGUCGGCUCGUCCCCUCUCUACUCUGGGUCUCUCGGAUUCCUCGGCGGCUCUUCCUCUCUCUCUAUCGACUGCAGGAGCCACCGCUGCAAUUCCCGAAUUCCAGACGGCAAAUAGGAGCCACCGCCUCUGCGCCACACUGCCAGAGUAGCGAUUUCCGACGGCGGUUCCUCUCCCGUAGCCCCACCAGCAGUAGCCUAUUAAUUGCAGUCAACAACAUGAUGAAUUAUGCAUAUCAUCAUCGUCAAGCUUUCGAGGAUGGUAGAAGAAGAAGCACAUUUUAUGCAGCAGCGGUUCUUUAUUUCAUCAUCAUCAUCCUCAUCGUGGGCCUGCUGGGUAACUACUUGUCUUCUUCCCCAACUGAGGGGGCAAUGCGGCCUACUCGGAGGACGUUGAUGAUGAAGAUGAAUACGGAAGAUAAUUCUUCCUCAUCAGACUCCAAAUCUCUUACGAAAAUUUUGUGCUCCAUGUACAACACCACAUACAUCUCUCACAGUGUGUGCGAGGAAAUGAACGAGGGGAAGGUGACCCCCGACGACAUCGCCAGUCCUCUGGCAUUCGCCAGACGCAACAUAGAGACCGCCGCGGCUGCGCUCGCUGCACUGCGGUCCACUUCCCCCUUCACCUUUCGCUUUUGGCUCUACGCGUAUCUCUCGAGGGGUUACGACAGAAUUUACCGUGCUACCCUCCCAAAUAGUUUCUAUUCUUGGCCCUUGUUGCCCGCCCCGCGGCCUCUCACUCUGCCUACCAGCUUUAUAAGGCCGGGGUAUACGGGUGCGCUCGUUGUUGAUCCUCCAUACGCUGUGAUGAAAUAUACCUGGGAGAAGUGCUCCAUGGACUUCGACCGGAUCCAUGUCGUUCUUCGAGGGAUUCUUGACAAGUUGGGAGGGGAGGAAGAAGACAUAGGGGAGGAAGACGUAGUUGAGAUCACGGAAUCUUUGAGCAGAGCAUAUUACGCCGUGUUUGGAUGCGAAGCUACGUUGUGGGGGGAAGGUACGGAGUCGUUGCCGUCGUUUAAACCAAUAUAUUCCCACUUGAGUGACUAUCUCUCCUACUCCUCUUUUGGUCGGCACCUCUUACUCAACCUCGAAGACUUGAAGAAGAAGACGACAACAACAACAAUAACCCAGUUAAAUUUUACAAGAGUAGGAUCUGGGGAGGGUGUGUGUACGCAGACCUUACCCCUACUCAAAAGUAGAGAGCCUGUGUUGCAUUCCUUGACUUGAAGAAGAAGAAAUACAUAAUAUUAUGAUUGGUGGUGUGAUUGAUCUCCCUUCCUCCUACUUUUGGCCUUUCAAUAACUUGUAAAGUAUGAUCCUUCCUUAAUA
Cuscuta campestris is the source of this 1425-nucleotide messenger RNA. Lineage: Eukaryota; Viridiplantae; Streptophyta; Magnoliopsida; Solanales; Convolvulaceae. The record is from the annotation of a GenBank genome assembly.